Messenger RNA from Dermatophagoides farinae (American house dust mite), 605 nucleotides. RefSeq lists its product as uncharacterized. NCBI's taxonomy places the organism in Eukaryota, Metazoa, Arthropoda, Arachnida, Sarcoptiformes, Pyroglyphidae. The record is from RefSeq and is a predicted model, not a curated record.
UUUUUCAUUCGUUGUUGUUCAAGGUUUUGAUUUGUGUGUUUUUUUAACGUGUGGAGUGUUAGUUGUAGUAGUUUGACAUUUCUCAUUUUUAUACAUUCAAUUUCUUCGUCUUCUUCUUCUUCAAAUCAUCAUUGAUUUGAUUUGACGUCAUUAAUUAACCAAUCGGAUUUAUAAAUAUAUAAAGCCGAAAUCGCUGGAUCUUUGGUUUUCAGUGUAAUUUUUUUUUCGUAUUCUUAUCCAGACCAAUAAUAAUCAUCAUGGCCAUUCAAUUCAAUAAUUAUCGUUUGAUGGGUAUCACGAUUAUUGUCGUGUUAAUUUUGAUAAAUAGUUUUCUUGUAAAACAAUCACAAUCGGCACCGGUUCCUUCGGUGGAAGAUUCUAUUACAACACCAAAAUUGCUACAUUCAGAAGAUGAAUCAAGUUUGGUGACAAAAUCUACUAAUAUAAAAUCAAAUGAUGAAAAUGUUGUUACGACGACAAACGAACCAUCAUCAGAUUAUGAUGAUGAUGAUGAUGAUACUGACGAUGAUGAUGAUGAUGACAAUUCCAAACAAAAAGAUACAGAAUCCGAUGAUGACGACAACGGAUGUAUAAUUAAAUUAUAG